ACGUAGAGGUUGUUAAGAGCUUCCGGUUGGAGUGCGGGCAGAGCCGGGAUUCCAUCCGGUGAGCGUGGGCAAGAUGGCGAUGCAAGCGGCCAAACGGGCCAAUAUUCGUUUGCCACCUGAAGUAAACCGCAUCUUGUACAUAAGAAACUUGCCAUACAAAAUAACAGCUGAAGAAAUGUAUGAUAUCUUUGGGAAGUAUGGACCAAUCAGACAAAUCAGAGUUGGAAAUACACCCGAGACGAGAGGAACUGCCUAUGUGGUAUAUGAAGACAUUUUUGAUGCCAAGAACGCUUGUGAUCACUUGUCGGGAUUUAAUGUUUGCAACAGAUACCUUGUAGUGUUAUACUACAACGCCAACAGGGCAUUCCAAAAGAUGGAUACAAAGAAAAAGGAAGAGCAACUCAAAAUUCUUAAGGAAAAAUACGGAAUCAACACAGAAACAAAAUGAGUCAUUGAAUUUUUGCUUCAUUUUUUGCAUUGAUAAUAUGGUUGCUAGGGUUUUGAAGCAUUUUGGAACGCUUAAGUGCUUGGUUUAAUCUCAACAAUUUGAUACUUUGAGAAAGUCAUUUACUUAGGUCAACUAUUGUAAAUGAUUUCUUUGUUUGUAACUAUUAUGCUGAUUUUUAAAAAAAAGACAAUUUAGUACAUUUAUUGGUAUUUAAAUCACUUUGUUUUUACUGUACUUGGUUUGUGUUGAAAAUUUUCUACAGAAUGUGCACUCAUAUAUUAUGAAUCCUAAAACAUUAUUUUGUAUAAAAGCUGUAAUUGUCGUCUCAGUCUCUUAACGACAUUGAAUUAGGUAGUCAGUUAUGGAUAAUGUUUUUUUUAGAAUAGGUUGGAAAGGAAGUAUCUGUAUACUCAAACUGCAAUUCCGUAUGAUCUUCCAUUACUCUCUAACACCCAAUUUGUAAUGCUCAACAUUGUGAAUUACAGAAUUGCAGUAAUCCCAUUUUCACAAGUGUGCACACAAAUUUAGUGUGCAUGUUAUUAUAUGGCAUUAGGUGGUAAUGUUAACCCCAGAACAUACUGUUAGUACAAGACCGUCAAAACAGGGAAACAAAUCGAGUCAGGUUAUCUUUCUUUGUUGGGAAGGUUCACUUCUGUGAGCAUGCUGUGUAUUCUUUAUCUUCAUGAUAAAACCAUUCCCGGUAUAAAACCAGUCUUAUAUUGAUAAAGAGUAAUAUUUAGUUUAACCUGAGAUAUAGGUUUAUAGGAUAGGAAUCAAUAUUUCACAAGUAAAUUAAAUUGCAACAGAAUCUAUUUAACUUUUGUCUGGGUAACUUUACACAUGGUAAGAGCUGCUCUGCUUCUGUGGAAAGGUAAUGUGAAAAUGUCCAUAUUUAUUCUAGUUUUUAAGUUGAGCAAAUUUGAAUCAAUGGAAAUUUAUUUCUUAAAUAUUCACAGGACCUACUUUAAAUUGUACUAAAAUCCACAGAUAAACCAGUUUAGUCGAAUAUAAAUUGGAAUGGAUUCCUGCUGGAUUUAACAACUAUUAUGCAGGUCCUAUUACUGAGAAUGGCAAUAAGCCAAUUAAUAGCAUUUUUUAAAAUAUAUCUGAUUUUAUGUAAGAAACACUGACCUUGCAGAUUAACUUUUUUUUAAAUAAGUAAAAUCAAAUAAACAAAAUUUCUGAAAAUUGCCGCUCAGACAGUAGAGACUGAAAAAGUGUAUGGUCAUUUCUAAAAAAAAAAACAAAGAUAAAACAAGUUUUAAGACACAGUGGAAAGGGGUAGACGAGGGUUCAGAAAGGGGAGGUUUGUGAUGGAUUGGACAAUGCCAAAGUUAAAUAUGGUAUCAAGGAAAAGAUAGGUGGGAGUGGGAUCAGCAAAAUAUAUACAGGCCAUCGCAAGUCAAAACAUGACUGGAGGAGGACGAAUAAUUGAUAAAAAAUAAAUUCGUUUUGAGUCUAGUUGAAAUGUGAAUUUGCUUCUCACACAUUGGGAUAACGUAGGCUAAGGUCAGAGAAAUCAGCAUGGAGUGGGACUGUAAACAUUACAGGCGCUGAUAGCUCAAGAGUAUUGUUUAUGGAUCAGAUGGAAGAUCCCCGAAAAAUGCCUGAUCAAUCCAGGAUAUUGAGAGUGAUAGAAGAGUGAAGCUGUGUGUUACAGAGCAAAGUGUCUUCAAACUGUUCAAAAGAAGAUGGCACAGGAUGCAUUUAGUAGAUAGGUACCAGAAAUGUGGCGGGAAAAUGAGUGGUUCAGAGAGAGGGUAAAAUAUGAGAGAAGGAAUAUGAGAAAUUAAUUCAAGAUGAUGGAUGUGAAAGAGUAUGGGGGAUCCUUGGUUGAGGAAAAAGGUAGACACGCCCAAAAACCACUGGCUUGAAAUGGGGAUAGAAACUUGGAAAGUACAGUGAAGACCUUACUGGAAUAUAGGAUGGCACGUAGUUAAGGUAGCUGGAAAAGUCAGUAGCUUAUAUUUCAAGACUUAAACACAGAAAUUGAGCUUGUAUGGUGAAGGAAAAGAAAGGAAUGGGAGGAGAGGGUUGAAAUUAACAAUAAAGAUUUUUUUUCAUUUCAAGGCAAGAAUGGGAAGUGGUACCUCAUCAAUCAUAUAUUUUGCAACAAGAGAUGAAGGAGAAAAGAUAGACACAAAAUGCUGGAGUAACUCAGUGGGAGAGGCAGCAUCUAUAGAGAGAAGGAAUAGGUGAAUUUUCAGGUCGAGAUCCUUCGGACCUUCAGGAGAGAACGUUCCUAGGCAGAAAUAAAGAAUGUUCAAUAUUUUGUGAUAUAGACAUUUUUUUGUGAUGAUAAGGCAUAAAGGUUAAAAACUAGUUUUUCAAUUUUUCAUAAUAAUUAAAAUUACAAAA
Molecule: messenger RNA, 2806 nt
Organism: Amblyraja radiata (thorny skate)
Lineage: Eukaryota; Metazoa; Chordata; Chondrichthyes; Rajiformes; Rajidae
Gene: sf3b6
Product: splicing factor 3b, subunit 6
Exons: 4
Coding region: 74-448 (124 amino acids)
Cellular component (GO): nucleus; cytoplasm
Molecular function (GO): mRNA binding
Source: RefSeq, a predicted model, not a curated record